Messenger RNA from Strongylocentrotus purpuratus (purple sea urchin), 4292 nucleotides. RefSeq names its product zinc finger protein 875. Gene Ontology annotation, biological process: regulation of transcription by RNA polymerase II. The transcript is spliced from 7 exons. Gene Ontology annotation, molecular function: RNA polymerase II cis-regulatory region sequence-specific DNA binding; DNA-binding transcription factor activity. The coding region runs from base 695 to 2800 and encodes 701 amino acids. Gene Ontology annotation, cellular component: nucleus. Lineage: Eukaryota; Metazoa; Echinodermata; Echinoidea; Camarodonta; Strongylocentrotidae. The record is from RefSeq and is a predicted model, not a curated record.
ACCGAUCGGCCGGAGAAACAGAUGCCCAAUAUCGACCACUACCCAUCCACUGAGCCGAACAGCCUCACAUCAUUUUUGAGGCACAUCGGCAUUGAGAGGACAUCUCCUCUUUUACUUCGUCAACAACAAAAUUGCGAAGUUAUUUUCUUUAAUUUUAAAAAGAAACACUAUUAAAGCUGCAAGUGCUUCAAGUUCAACUUCCUAAAUCAUAAGAUUGUUUAUUCACACUGAUAAAUGAUAGCAUUUUUCGUCAGCGAACUUUGAUUUAUAGCAUUAACAUCAUCCUUUGCCAGAAUAAGUGCGGUUAUUAUAUUCCUUAUUAUCGUUUUUUUAGGUUUCACAAAAGUGAAAUACUUGAACACUUUUUAUUCCUCAAUCGUCGACCGGUAUUUGCAUAGAAUUCAUCAUUCGACUGCUUGUAUCUCAUUUUAGUCAACGUUUACGACAUUUCACCUUUAAUUCGACAGGACAUGAACCAUCGCUAAAAAGGGGUAAAAGAACAUUUCUACCACUGACCUGGCGUCCGAGUCAAUUCACUCCUCGCAAUUCCUCCGCCGUUGGGCUUCGGCGCCACGAAGCGGCAACAACAUCCAGAACGCCGUAGAAAACUAGCAAUUAAAUCACCUAAACUAAACGCCAAGCUAGCGAGAAUUCGUCGCCAAGGUACCGGGAAGUCUGCCGUUCACUCGCAACCAUGCCUCGUGCCUUUCUCAUCAAACACAAGCGAGCUCGAGUGGAUAACAUUGCAGAUGAGUUGCUAGCUCGUCAUGAAAUGGGUCAUGGAGAUGGUGAGGACAUACGUAUGAGAGGUUCGGAGCGAGGACUUUCUCCGUCACGGUUUGGUCAACACAUCUGCACAAAAGGUCUUUCAAAGCGCGAACUCAAUGCUGUUGAGAUGGACAUGGAAGCACGAGGCUUGAUGAAUUUUCACCCCGCUUACACACUGGCUCCUGGUAUGUACCCUCCUCCUCCUCCACUCCUCCGCAUGUCCACUGGUUCAGCUUUUGAGAAGGUUCAUCCUGGUGCCCCCAUGCCAGAAAACCUCGGAGUUGGGUUUGGCCCUCUAGCUGGAAGCGUAGACCCACAGCGGUUGGUCCUUAACCCAUGGCUGGCUGGAUACCCCGAACUCGCGGGCCAUAAUAUCCUCCGCGAUCGCCUCUUGAACCAUCCCGCUUCAGCGUACCUCAUUGCAGAUCCCAAACGCGGAUUGUACCAAAUGCCACAUGGAGCUUUUCUGUCAAAGCCUUUAGAUGAACCUCUGGAUUUGAAGGUUCGUGGACCAUCUCGAGAAGGGCAUGAAGAUGAGAAGCGGGAGUUAACCAGAAUGUCUAAGGACUAUCAUCCAGAAGACGUUCUAUCCUUUAAGAAACGCUCUCUAGGAGGGCCAGUUAGACUACCUGUCGGGACAGAACCCGAUGACUAUCCACGAUAUCCUCCGAUGUCAUCAGCUAUUCACCCAUCGUCCUACCCGUUCUUCGGUAUUCCAUAUGGUCAUCUCUUGGCUCAAAAGUACCCUGGUGGCUUUGGCCUAAGACCAGUUGAGCGUAAUCAAUAUUUGGGUCAGCGGGGACCAAAAAGGAUGGAAAUGUCGCCACCAAUGGCAUCCCAUGCAUCACCACAGCCUGACUUGGACCAACCGCCAAUAUGCAGUGUGAAGCCCAUCUUUAAUGAACAAGACGAAAGCAGCAACUCCCCAUCACCACUCUCGAAUGCAUACCUAAGUCCGACUAUCCUAAAUCAGCCACGUUACGCCCUCUCUCAGGAGAGCAUUGAUGAUGACGACAGUGACAAUCAGUCACCCUCACCGGUCGGUGGGAAGCGUCUCACAAGGCAACCCAUUCUGGGCGUGGAGUACAUCCAAAAUGGCAUUGACAACGAACUUCGGCAUGACUUGGACAGCUCCCAGGAAGCAGAACAACAACACCUAUCACAAGACCCCGAAGAACAGUAUCUUCUGCAGGAUGAACCAAACCCAAUCCCGGAGACGGAUGCAAAGACUGGAUGCCAGCCCAACGUGGAUGAGAAAAUUAACCUUCCCAUGAUUCCAAAGUUCAAGGGAGAGACCAAGGGUCGAAGGUCAAACAGUGCAAAGACACCACAACCCCGGAAGUACAUGUGUGACGUUUGUGGCAAGGGAUUCAGCAGAAGCAAUACAUUAGUCACACACAAGCGUAUCCAUACGGGAGACAAGCCGUUUUCCUGUGAGCUGUGCGGGAGAGCAUUCCGUCAGCCCGGGAACCUCACCCGUCAUCGACUCACUCACACCACGGUCAAGCCCUACGUAUGCUCGCAGUGUGGAAAGGCCUUCAACCGAGCAUCGAACCUUCACACUCACAUGAGGACCCAUACCAACUACAAACCAUUCGUUUGUCAGUACUGCGGCAAGGGAUUCCAUCAGAAGAUUGAUAUGAAGAUACACUCCUAUACACACACCGGUGAAAAACCGCACAAGUGCAAGAAAUGUGGGCGUGGCUUCAAGCAACUGACCCACUUGACCUACCAUAUGCGCACGCAUUCGGAGGUCAAGAUGUAUACAUGCGCCUACUGUGGGAAGGGGUUCAACCAGAAAGGCAAUCUACAGGCACACAUCUACCGUCAUACCGGCGAACGUCCCUACCGCUGCGAAGUUUGCGACAAGGGUUUCACGCUGGCGAGUACGCUGAAUACUCACCGACGCACACACGCAGAGAAGAAACCGUUCGCCUGCCAGUACUGCGGUAAAGAUUUCUACCAACGCAACGCCUUGAAAAGUCACCUACUAGCAUCUCAUCCGUACUCAGGGGGAGAAAGUCUGUUAUAAACACACUCCAAUGGAAUACAAACGAUUUAUAGAUGGAUUAAGAUAUAAUAAAUUUGUAAACAUGUAAAUCAUAGGUUUGUCAGACUGCCAGGAUGAAUUGCCAGUCGGGCUUAAACUGCUUUCCUAAGUUUCAAUUUUUUCUUCUUCAAUUUUUAACUCAUUUUUUUCCUUCAAUUUUCAAUUAAUUUUGUUGUCAAUUGUCAGACGCAGACUAUAGGGAUAUUUAAAACUCUCUUUUAAAGAAUAAGAAAAGAUUGUAAAUGUCUAUCUUUCCAGGUAGUCAGAAGUUUUAUAUAUUUUUUAAGCAAAUAGAACAUAGGAGCAAAACAUGUUUCAACGAAUUAUCUACUUGAUUUUGAAUAAUUGCAUGAACAUCAAAUAACAAGAAAUUACAAAAACUGUACAUUCAAUAAUCAUGAAUUGCAAUCAAUAUUGCACUUAUCAAGGGCAAUGCUUCGAAAGCAAAGAUAAGAAAACAUACCGUACAUCAGGUAAACAUAUAUUUCAUUCAUUUUUAUUCAAAGUAACAUAUUAGGAAUAAGCUAUUUCAGUUCAUAACUGGAGAAAACAUAAAUAUCAAAACUUAUUCAAUGUCAACAGUACUAACGAUUGUUCUGUUCAUCAAUUUUGUCAGUUAUUGAAAUAUUUUCAAAUCCUAUUGGGUAUUUUCAUAUCCUAUUGGGUAUUACGAGUUAUUAGAUCAAUUACCUUUUAGUGGAAUAUUACAUUCUUACUUUUAUUACUUGGGAUGAUUAUUUAUUUAUACUUUACAUUUUGAUUUUAAAUUGGCAUGCUUAUCUUCUGUUUCAUAUCGUUACGUACUUUAACUCGUACAUUUACUUGUGCCAUUUAACCAAAAUAACUCGCGUAUUAAUGUCGAUUAUAUAUUUUUCUGUUAGUGUAACGAACCGUGUUUGAAGUCUUAUGUAAAUGUGCAAUAUAUUUGUUGUCAUAUCAGUAUUUAACAAAGUCAUUUUUUAAGCUAACCUUGAGUUAACGAUAUCAUAUAGCUAACAUGUAAAUAUUUAUAUUAAAUGCACAACUAGAAAUGUUACAUUGAAUUCAUAUGAACUAUUGAAAACAAAGACAAUAAAAAAAAAUCAUAUUGAAGAGCUAUAUCUCAGCCGUUGUCCGAUGUCUAACAGGAAAUAGGACUAUGUCCGGCAAAAAAAAGAUUUUGUGGAUUUUGUAGGUCUGGAAGGGCACCGGUGGUUUAUUAAGUACCUCGUUCAGCGACGGAAAACUUAAUUGUGCAUGUGGUAUACGUUAGGAAAACAUAUUUGAAAAGGAAUCGUAUUUGAAGCUGUAGAAAUCAAAUAGUUCAUACUCACAAUGUACAAUAUGGAGAGCUUAAAAGACUAUAAUAUUGUAUAACAGGUAAUUCACAUCUCGAGAUAUCUCCAGUGCGUUUAAAUACAGCUCUUUGGCAAAUUCUAUCAAUAAAUCAUGCUUUCUGUCACACAUUAAAUAUGACAUGUACACACAAACAAAA